GGAGAAGGGAGAAUUCUGUUAGAGAAGGGAGAAUUGAGAGUUAACCGUCAUUCAGACGAGCAGGAGGUCUCUGCAGGUAGCAGUCUGUAAAUGCGAACUUGUGCACCCUCUUUGGGGACAGGCUCUGUUGCUUUCUAUUUCUUCGCUUGCAGCCGCGUGCCUAUUUAUUUGAAACUGACUGAAUUUCCUCUCAAUGGCUGGUCAGGUUGAUUCUUCAAGACUAGUGGAUAUUUCUUUUUAAUGUCUCCAACGCAUUUUCUUUCUUUCUUUCUUUCUUUUUGAGGUUAAGGGGGAAGAGAUGGUUGAAAUUCUGGCUGGGUAAGCUGGGGAAUUCUCAGAAAUGAGAAAGGGGGAAGGAAACGGACUUAGAAGCCGGCAAGCAAAGCAGCAGCCCCCGGUCCCCCUAUCUUCCGCACCCCCUACCUCCGCCCCGUGACCUUCCGUGGAGACCCCAGGAGGCUGCAUCAAUAUUUGAUCAGCCUUUCGCCAGCGCGUUGCCAGCACUCGUCGGCAGGGCUUGCCGGGCAUCGCCUGCGCUGCGCUGCAGCCGGCGCCGGGGCCCGCAAGGGGCUUUGGAAGGACCGGCUCUUCGCUCGCCCGCUCCGCUGGGGCGCGGCGCCCACCACCCACCAUGCGGGGCUGCACGCUGCUCUGCGCGCUGUCCUGGCUUCUGCCGCCGGCGGCACCCGGGCUCCCCGCGCAACCCUUAGCGCGGCGCCACGACCCCCGCGACCCCGUCAGGGGCGCUGAGUUCGAUCGCAUCUACAACGGGGUGGUGAGCCUCAGCACCGAGAACAUCUACUCCUUCAACUACACUAGCCAGCCCGGCCAGGUGAACGCCGUGCGGGUGUACGUGAACAGCUCCUCAGAGAACCUCGACUACCCGGUCCUGGUCGUGGUUCGCCAGCAGAAAGAGGUGCUGUCCUGGCAGGUUCCUCUGCUCUUCCAAGGACUAUACCAGAGGAGCUACAACUACCAGGAAGUGAGCCGCACCUUAUGUCCCUCAGAAGCAACCAAUGAAACAGGGCCUCUGGAACAACUGAUAUUUGUAGAUGUCGCAUCCAUGGCGCCCCUGGGUGCCCAGUACAGACUGCUGGUUACCAAGAUCAAGCACUUCCAGCUGCAGACAAAUGUUGCCUUUCACUUUACUGCCAGUCCCUCUCAACCCCAGUAUUUUCUAUACAAAUUUCCUGAAGAUGUGGAGUCAGUUAUCAUUAAAGUUGUGUCUGAAAUGGCUUAUCCAUGCUCUGUUGUCUCAGUCCAGAAUAUCAUGUGCCCAGUGUAUGAUCUCGACCACAAUGUAGAAUUUAAUGGUGUCUAUCAGUCCAUGACCAAGAAAGCUGCCAUCACACUACAGAAGAAGGAUUUUCCAGGUGAGCAGUUCUAUGUGGUGUUUGUGAUAAAGCCUGAAGAUUAUGCCUGUGGAGGAUCUUUCUUCAUCCAGGAAAAGGAGAACCAGACCUGGAAUCUACAACGUGCAAAGAACCUUAAAGUGACCAUUGUUCCUUCCAUCAAAGGAUCUGUUUAUGUGAAAUCCAUUCUCCUCAGUUUCCUCAUCUUCUUCUCCUUCUACUUGGGAUGCCUGUUUGUUGCAUUUGUUCAUUAUAUCAGGUUUCAGAGAAAGUCCAUUGAUGGAAGCUUUGGUUCCAGUGACGGCUCUGGAAAUACGUCGGUGUCACAUCCCAUUGCUGCCAGCACCCCUGAAGAAAGCAAUUAUGGGGCAAUAGAUGAGUCAAGCUCCAGUCCUGGCAGGCAAAUGUCCUCCUCCGACGGCAGACAGCCAUGCCAGUCAGACACGGACAGCUCCGUGGAGGAAAGUGACUUCGACACCAUGCCAGACAUUGAGAGCGAUAAGAACGUCAUCCGGACCAAGAUGUUCCUUUACCUGUCAGAUCUGUCCAGGAAGGACCGGAGAAUUGUCAGCAAAAAAUAUAAGAUUUAUUUUUGGAACAUCAUUACCAUUGCUGUGUUUUAUGCGCUGCCUGUGAUCCAGCUGGUUAUCACCUACCAGACAAUAGUCAAUGUCACUGGUAACCAGGACAUCUGCUACUACAACUUCCUCUGCGCUCACCCCUGGGGUGUCCUGAGUGCCUUCAACAACAUUCUCAGUAACCUGGGCCACAUGCUCCUGGGCUGCCUCUUCCUACUGAUAGUCUUGCGCCGGGACAUUCUCCAUCGAAGAGCCCUGGAGGCCAAGGACAUCUUUGCCAUGGAGUAUGGGAUUCCCAAACACUUCGGUCUCUUCUAUGCUAUGGGCAUCGCACUGAUGACGGAAGGGGUGCUCAGUGCUUGUUACCAUGUCUGCCCUAAUUACUCCAACUUCCAAUUCGACACCUCCUUCAUGUACAUAAUCGCCGGCCUCUGCAUGCUGAAGCUCUAUCAGACCCGCCACCCAGACAUCAACGCCAGUGCCUACGCUGCUUACAUCUCCUUCGCCCUGGUCAUCACGCUCACCGUCCUUGGAGUGGUGCGUCCCUCCCCACAGCCGGCAGCCCUCUUGGGAGGCUUUGUAUUUUGUUUUUUUGGACCCCAGGUGUUUGGGAAAAAUGACCUGGGGUUGUUCUGGGUCAUCUUCUCUGCAAUCCAUAUUCUGGCUUCUCUGGCCCUCAGCACCCAGAUCUACUACAUGGGUCGUUUCAAGAUAGAUGUGUCUGACACAGAUUUGGGAAUUUUCCGACGGGCCGCUAUGGUGUGCUACACAGACUGCAUCCAGCAGUGCAGCCGGCCUCUCUAUAUGGACAGAAUGGUAUUGCUCAUCGUGGGGAAUCUGGUUAACUGGUCCUUUGCCCUCUUUGGACUGAUCUAUCGACCCAGGGACUUUGCCUCCUACAUGCUGGGCAUCUUCAUCUGUAACCUGCUGCUCUACCUGGCCUUUUACGUCAUCAUGAAGCUUCGCAGCUCCGAGAAGAUCCUCCUGAUCCCGCUCUUCUGCAUCGUUGCCACCGCUGCAGUGUGGGCCGCUGCCUUGUAUUUUUUCUUCCAGAAUCUCAGCAGCUGGGAGGGAACGCCAGCCGAAUCCCGAGAGAAGAAUCGAGAGUGUAUCCUGCUGGAUUUCUUUGAUGACCAUGACAUCUGGCACUUCCUCUCUGCUACUGCCCUGUUUUUCUCAUUCUUGGUUUUGUUAACCCUGGAUGAUGACCUGGAUGUGGUUCGGAGAGACCAGAUCCCUGUCUUUUAAGCCUCCAGCAUGGAGAGCAGGGAGAGAGAGCAACCAAUCUUGGUGCUGUUUCAUGAAAAAUACAGGGACUGCAGCAAAGUAACCACUGCCAAAUGCUCCACUCACCCUCUGUUGGGUUGGCUCUGUACACAUUCCCGCAGGGAGGAGAGGAGAUACAGGGGGACCCAAACCUGCAAGAAGGGAAGCAGCAACUGUGGACAGAGUCAAGCCCUUCAGAGUCGAAAAACACCCACCAUCCCCUUCUGUCACUACUCUGAGUUAGACAUGGACAAAAGCUGCAUCGAAGUUGACCUUGGGACCACUCCCGCCCUCACCUGAUAUUCGCCAGCCAUGGGGAGACCAUGCUGCUCUCCACCCUCCAGCUGCCUCCCCGCCCAGAAAUUCCAGGGUGGCUCCCAUGCACCUCUGUAACAUCUGCUGCUCUAGACAUCCCAAAACACCAGCCCACUUCUCCGAAGUCCUGGAAUGAUGUGAUUCCUUAGAGUCUGGUAGAGGGGUGGCCCCAAGGCCCUACCCAACUGGGAUAGAUGUUUUGUAGCACCAGCUCGUCACCUCCACCAAAGGAAUGCUGUACGCUUCCCCCAGGUUCCUGACCGCAUUAGGAGGACUCUUACAUCAGGCUGGGUCACCCGCUCCUGGCAGGUAACUGUCCCUGAGACCAAGGUGUGGGUGCUUCCCUGUUCCUUGGUGUCUUCAUCUCACCGCUGUGUGUUGACCCCCUGACUCAGGCUCUACCUUCUUGGGAAGGCCACUUCUCCACAGACCAGCUCCAAGGCGGAAGGGGAAAUGGGAAAACUCUUCCAGCAGCAGGAGGCACCAGAGGAAUGACCGACAGCACUAGGAGACCGGUGACAUCAGCAUCAAGCACUCAGGCCUCACGUUAAGGACUUGGGCUCCUGGAGUACAUUCAGCGAAGGCAAUUAGGCCUCCAAGUCAAAUAGCUCCAUUCUGUGCCUGCAUCACCCUUGGGGAAGAAAUAAGUGUUCUAAGCAGGGGCACUGCUCUCGGGCUCCUGUACAACCGGCCAAGCCCCUCCUCUGCUGCUUUAUGCAGAUCAGGGGCUUUAGACUUUCUCCUGAGUUUCUCUGGAGGCCCGUCUCAGGGUGAACACAUCUCACUCCUCCUCUCCAGUUGCAAAGAGCUCAGCCGGUUUGGGGGCGGGGCGGUUGUCUCUCUGACACACCUGAUUCACAUUCACUCCCCAGGAUGGUGUUGAAGCACUCAGUGUCCCACUUCACUCUCUAACUGUCCAGCAGCUCUGCCCCCAGGAAGUCCCAUUUUGACCAAACUCCUGUAUUACCUGUGAUAUGACGUCAUCAGAAAAUUUACAUGCAAAUAUGCAUACACAGAUAUAUUUGCCUGUGAAAUUGAAGUCACCUUCUCACCUCUGCUUUCUUGAUCCUUCAUUAGAAGGAUCCUUCAUUCUUUUUAAAAUAUAUAUAUAUAAUUUUCUCUAAAAUAAUGUUCAAAAACACAUUUUGGAAGUUUGAAUGGCAAACUUUCCCUGAUUUUAAGAACACAAAGAUGCUUUCAAUGAAACAUUAUGAUUUUUUUUCUAAAAUGCCCCCAGAUUCAUAAUUGGUGUUGUUAUUCUUUAUUCCUUAAAAAUCGUUGGCUUCCAUAGGCCAUAUGAAGGCCACCUAUUAAAUGGUUGUAUCAAUCUAACAUUUAAAAUAUAUUUCGAACCUGUUUAA
Messenger RNA from Delphinapterus leucas (beluga whale), 4872 nucleotides. NCBI's taxonomy places the organism in Eukaryota, Metazoa, Chordata, Mammalia, Artiodactyla, Monodontidae. The record is from RefSeq and is a predicted model, not a curated record.